AUGCGAAGAAAGCCGUUAAGAGUCAAAAGGUCAUCAUCCAUGGUGGAAACAAAAGAAGAACAAUCAUCGAAAAGAAAGUUAUUCCCUCUAUAUUUGACGAGUGCCCAAGGAGGUCGAUCCCGACACGGUAGUGUCUUCGAAAAAGAUGUCGAUCAUGACCUCGUUUGUAAACGAUAUCGUCGGCACUAUAAAGUGAAGAAGAGAGAAAAGGAAAAGGAAAGAAACAAGCAAAAAAGGAAAGAAGUGAAAGGAGAGAAUUUCAAAUUUGCUUAUCGGAAUUAG
Messenger RNA from Angiostrongylus costaricensis, 282 nucleotides. NCBI's taxonomy places the organism in Eukaryota, Metazoa, Nematoda, Chromadorea, Rhabditida, Metastrongylidae. The record is from the annotation of a GenBank genome assembly.